GGAUAAGAGAAAGGAAAAAACAAACUUCUGUGUAAUUCUCCUUGCCCGGUUUUUGGUUUCUGUUUCUGUUUAGUCGAAUUCAUAAAUGGAUUACAAGAUGCAUGCCAAGUCAAACGAUUUGCUGGAUUUCCAAAAACUGGACGCCCUUCUGGAAAAAAUUGCACAUUCAGUCUCUGUGAAAAGAGAGUCCAGCGAGGAGUGCAAUGGGAUCAGUGGUGCUCUGUCAGUGGAGUCUGUGCCGGGGCCAAGACUGAACUGGUGUCCUGCCCACACCACUACCGCUGCCCCUGCAGCUCCAGCUCAAGCUCCAGCUCGGGGGCCUGAGCCCAACCCUGGUAGAAUGGGGGACGGCCUGGAUGCAGCACAGAUGUCGGGCAGCAGCAGCAGCAGUAGCAGCAGCAGCAGCAGCAGCCAGGGGCAGGCCCAGCAAAUGGGCAAUCCCCCACCCCCAGAGUACAUCAAUCCCGAAAGGCCAAAGCGCCAGACUAAUCAGCUGCAGUACCUGCUCAAGGUGGUGGUGAAGUCCCUGUGGAAGCACCAGUUUGCCUGGCCCUUUCAUAUACCAGUGGAUGCGAUCAAACUUAACCUGCCUGACUACUACACAAUAAUCAAAACUCCCAUGGACAUGGGAACAAUCAAGAAAAGGCUUGAGAACAGUUACUACUGGAAUGCCCAAGAAUGUAUCCAAGACUUCAACACGAUGUUUACUAACUGCUACAUAUACAACAAGCCUGGCGAUGACAUAGUCUUAAUGGCUGAGUCUCUAGAGAAGGUUUUCCUCCAAAGGAUCACAGAAAUGCCUGUGGAAGAAACCGAGAUUGUUGUCAUGACAGGGAAGGGCCGUGGCCGUGGCCGAAGAGAAGGAGGUCUGAACUUGAAACCAGGGGCCAUCAUCGAUCCAUCGUCCACGACUCCUCAGACACGCGGUCUGUCAAAUCUCUCUGCAGCACCGCUGAGCAGAGGACCAGUGCAGGGCCCGCCUUCACUACCUCCCCAGCCUUUGAUGCAGGCCCUGCCGUCCCACGUGCCCCCAAUGUUACCCAGCCAUGCGCCACAGCUCGGAGCUCCCUACUCCCUGGGCCAAUCAGACUCUGCUCCUCAAGGUCCCAUCAUGACUUCUGUGCCUCCCCUUGCUCAGACCUCCCUUCCCCCAGCAUCCAUCCAGAGCACUGCCCCCAUGCUGCAGAACCAGAUUACCAUGACCAAACAAAGAAAGAGCCAGAAAAGGAAAGCUGACACUACAACGCCCACAGCAAAUGACCAACUGAGUGAGUCUUCACCAGCGGAGUCCAAAUCUGGGAAGACACUACCCAGGCGAGAGAGUACCCGGCCUACAAAACUGAUAAAGAAGGAUGCACCGGACUCCCAGCAUCACAUAGGCAUUGGGAUGGGACUUAGUGGACCAAGUGGAGGUCAUAGCCCAAAACCACAGGAUCAGCUGGGUUACUGCGCUAGUCUGGUUAGGGAUAUGCUGUCUAAGAAGCAUGCUGGUUACGCCUGGCCAUUUUACAAACCUGUUGACGUGGCUGCACUGGGACUCCACGAUUAUCACGAUAUCAUCAAAUAUCCAAUGGACCUUAGCAGCAUCAAGGUCAAGCUGGAGAACAGGCAAUACCGGGAACCCCAGGAGUUUGCUGCUGACGUACGAUUAAUGUUUUCCAACUGCUACAAAUACAAUCCACCAGACCACGAGGUGGUAGCUAUGGCACGCAAACUACAGGAUGUCUUUGAGAUGCGCUUUGCCAAGAUGCCAGACGAACUUGAGUGCAAGCCUCUCGUUUCUGCCCCGACUCCUACACUUCACCAUCCUGCCCCUGUUAAGCCCCAGCCUCCUUUGGCCCACAUCGCCUCAUCUACGGACAGCUCCAGUGACUCGUCCUCCGAGUCUGAGUCUUCAACAGACGACUCUGAGGAGGAGAGAGCCCAGAGGUUGGCAGAGCUCCAGGAACAGUUGAAGGCUGUCCAUGAGCAGCUGGCUGCCUUGUCCCAACCACAAGCCAGUAAACCAAAGAGAAAAGAGAAGGAAAAGAAGGAGAAGGAGAAGGAGAAGAAGAAAGAAAAGCAUAAGAAGAAAGGAGGCUUGUCUGGCCUUGUAGAUGAAAUCCAGGAUGUUACACCUGUUCCACAGCUCUCCAAGAAGACAAAGAAUAGUAACAAUAACAACAAAGAGGUUGUACCCAAGAAGAAACCUAGUAAAAAGGAAGGGAUGAAAAGCAAUCAUCCCUCUAACCUGCUCCCGGUACCCGGCCUGGAGGAUGAUCUGGGGGCCGCUGGGUCAUCGGCAUCUGGGGAAAAGUGCAGGCCUAUGUCGUACGAGGAGAAGAGGCAGCUAAGUCUGGACAUCAACAAACUUCCUGGUGACAAGCUCGGCCGUGUAGUGCAUAUCAUCCAGUCCAGAGAGCCCUCACUCAAAAACUCAAACCCUGAUGAGAUUGAGAUUGACUUUGAGACGCUAAAACCCUCCACGCUACGCGAGCUGGAGAGAUACGUGUCUUCCUGCCUCCGCAAGAAGAAAAAGGUUCAAGUUGAGAAGCCUGUGGAGUCCAUGGCUACCUCCAAAAAGACUGGAUCCUCUUCAGAGAGCAGUGGCUCCAGCACAGACAGCGAAGCUGAAGGGACAGGAAUCAUAAAGCAUCAGAAGAAGAAGGGCCAGUCUGUGAAGGAGGGGAAGAAGAGCCAUCCUCAUGUACACAUUCACAGUGGCCCUGCUCAGACUGGGCUUCAUUCCCAAGUUGCAGUCCAGAUGAAGCAGCACCCUCAGCCGCCCCCCGCAGGCUUCAUUGCUCCCCCUGUAGCGGCUCUGGAGUCUUCCCAGUUACUGGAGACUAGCUUUGAAUCCCUGCCGCCUUUCAGCCAGCCCCUCAUGCAUCUAACCCACCACGCAGGCAACUCCUCGCCCGCACCGCCGCACCUCAACGCUCAUUCUGCCGGGCCAGUGUCCCCUGAGACCCACCCCUUCCUCAACCAGCAUCCCGUCCUCACAUCUCCAGCUUUGCACAUUUCCAUGCCUCAGCAGCCUUCUCGACCCAGUCACAAGGCAGCGCCGCUUCAUCCUAAACCCCCUCAGCAGCAACCAGCAACUCCUCAGCAGCAGCAGCCAGCCCUGCAACAGCACCCCCUGCAGCAGCAGCCAGCCCUGCAGCAGCAGCCAGCCCUGCAGCAGCAGCCCUGCAGCCCCCUGCAGCAGCAGCCAGCCCUGCAACAGCAGCCAGCCCUGCAGCAGCAGCAGCAGCAACCCCAGCUCCAGCUCCAGCCCCAGUCAGCACCACCACCACCACAACCACAACCACCACCACCAACGCACCAGCUUUCCUCUCAGAUCCUCCACCCUCCUCAGCCCCUGCACCAGCGGCCCAUGUCCCCUCCAACACUCACACCCCAGGGCUUGCUGUCUUCCCAGCCCCCCCAGAUGCUGCUGGAGGAUGAUGAAGAGCCAGGGUCCACGACGCCUUUGAACCAAGUACAAUUAUACCUGCAGCAGUUCCAACAAGCCCGUCAGCCCCAGCAGUCUAUGCAGUCGCUCCAGACGCAGGCUCGUCAGCAGCAGCAGCAGCAGCAGCAGCAGCAACAACAACAACAACAACAACAACAACAACAUCAACAACAACAACUAGGACAGAUCUCUCUUCUGCAGUCUGUCCAGGGACAAUCUCAACUAUCCUCUCAGACCACCCUGCCCCCCCCACAGCUCCCUAUGCAGUCCACUCAGCCAGCCCCGUCACAUCAGGCCCCGCCCCAACAGAUGCCUCUACACCAGGUCCGCCACAUGCAGCAUUCUCAGCCGCAGCAACAGCAGCCCCAACAGCAACAACUGAACUACCAGCAGGGUCCAGGACUAGCUGGUCAGUCCCAGGGAUCACAACACAAGGUAUCCAUGCCCCCCAACAAAGCACAGCAGAUCAUCCAGCAGCAGCAGCAGCAGCAGCAGCCCUCCCCUCGUCCAAUCAAGGCUGAACCUUACAACGCAGGUCACAUGAGGGACAACCCAUCCCCUCUCAUGAUGCAUUCCCCUCAACUUCCCCAGUAUCCACCGGUCUCUCACCAGUCCCCACCUCACAACAUGCAGCCCAAAAAGCAGAGGGCCCCUGGGAGCCAUGUUGUAAUAAAGGAGGAGAAACUUCCUCCAUCACCAGUGAUGAGAGGAGAGCCAUUUAACCCUGCCAUGAGACCAGACCAUCAUAAACAUCCCGAUAUCAAGCCUUCACAACCAGGCCACGGCCAACAGAAUGUAAAGUCCAUGGACAGUUUGCGGCCUGUCAUCCGCUCCUCGGAAUCCAGCGGGCUGCCCUCCUCUCUGCAAGAAAAGGAGAAGUUCAAGCAGGAGUCCAAGGUGCCCAUUGCCCCCAAAAAGGUACAGGAUGUGAAACUGAAGAAUAUGGGCUCAUGGGCCAGCCUGGCACAGAAGUCCACAUCUACACCCUUAUCUGCAGUGAAGUCAUCCAGUGACAGUUUUGAGCAGUUCCGUCGUGCUGCCCGGGAGAAAGAGGAGAGGGAGAAAGCUCUGAAGGCCCAAGCCGAGCAGGCGGAAAAGGACAGACAACGCAGAGAGCAGGACAAACUACGAGGUCGAGAUGAAGAGGACAUCAUGGAACCAAGCAGGAGGGUGCAUGAGGAGCCACGCAGACGUCUGGAGCAGCAACACAUUCAAGCUCCUUCGCAACAGCAGCAACAGCAACAACAACAACAACAGCAGCAACAACAACAGCAGCAACAGCAGCAGCAACAACAACAACAACAACAACAGCAGCAGCAGCAGGAGCCCCAGCCAGCUGCCAUUCAGCAGCCUCCUCAACCCCCGACACCGCCUCAGCCUGCCGCACAGAACCCACUUGACCAACAGAGGGAACUAGCACGCCGCCGAGAGCAGGAACGGAGGAGGCGAGAAGCGAUGGCGGCAACUAUUGACAUGAAUUUCCAAAGUGACUUAAUGGCUAUCUUUGAGGAGAACCUGUUUUGAGGAGAGGAGCAACUGAAACAUAACUGCAAAAAAAAAGAAAAAAGAAGAAAAAAAAAAAAGAAAAAAACAACCUUGGAUUAUGUUAACUCCCUUUCUAAAGAGAGAUUUGCCGACCAUGCACCACAGAGGGACACAAAACUGUAUGUAGAUGUGACGGGGCCCUUGGAAUGGAGUACAAACGCUGGACGGGCACUCGCAGGUCGCUUUGUCCCUGGGGACUGACCACACACACAACACAUGGGGAUAGUCUCACUGUUUUUGGAUGUCGUAUCCUGGGAAUUUGGCAUCGCCUGCCUAAUAUCCCUAACAGGAGAAAGAGGACCCACGUUGGCACAGUUGCCUUUGUCACUUGCUUCUUACAGUGUGUGUGUGUGUGUGUGGCCGCAUCAAUGAAUUGCAAGAGUAAGGACAUCCCAAUAACUAUGAAAAUGCUCUGAUAAUGUACUGACAGACUGUGCAGAGGUGGUUUUUGAAACUGCCAGAUAUCUGAGGUGGUGAAGAAGACUGGUCUUUUAUGUUUUUUGUUUUGAUUGUUGUAAGUGAACAAA
Messenger RNA from Anoplopoma fimbria (sablefish), 5505 nucleotides. It is a transcript of the gene brd4, whose product is annotated as bromodomain containing 4. Gene Ontology annotation, biological process: positive regulation of transcription elongation by RNA polymerase II; chromatin remodeling. Gene Ontology annotation, cellular component: chromatin; nucleus. Lineage: Eukaryota; Metazoa; Chordata; Actinopteri; Perciformes; Anoplopomatidae. The record is from RefSeq and is a predicted model, not a curated record. The coding region runs from base 86 to 4957 and encodes 1623 amino acids. The transcript is spliced from 20 exons.